Messenger RNA from Arachis duranensis, 867 nucleotides. RefSeq lists its product as uncharacterized. The transcript has a single exon. The coding region runs from base 1 to 867 and encodes 288 amino acids. NCBI's taxonomy places the organism in Eukaryota, Viridiplantae, Streptophyta, Magnoliopsida, Fabales, Fabaceae. The record is from RefSeq and is a predicted model, not a curated record.
AUGGACGAAUGUGUAAUAGCCAAGGACCUCCUAGAAAGAUUAGCUCGGCAAGGCCUCUUGGACAAAUAUGUCGAAGGUCGGAAAAGCAGAGAAACCAAAAGAGAACCAGAGGAGCGCUCAACAGAGAAAGAAAAGGGAAAAUGGACAAUAACAGAUCCUCCCAGGGGAAUCAUAAACUGCAUAUCAGGAGGAUAUGCGGGAGGAGGUGAAACAAGCUCGGCCCGAAAAAGGAGUUACCGAGCAAUGUUGGCAAUCGAAGGAAUAAUACCUGCAACAACUCACAACACAAAAGAACCAGAGAUAACCUUUAGUCAAGGCGACAUAACUUCAACAAGUCCAAACUUGGACGACCCUGUGGUGAUAUCUAUACAAACUGGGGAACUAUUGGUAAGGAAGGUGCUUCUAGACCCAGGUAGUAGUGCUGAUGUACUUUUUUAUUCAACCUUUAUAAAAAUGCAAUUGUCUGAAAAAGCCAUACAACCGUCAUCUGGAGAACUAGUUGGGUUCUCCGGAGAAAGGGUCCCAAUAAAAGGACACAUAUGGCUAAAAGCAACAAUGGGCAACCCCCUAUUGGCAAGAGCUGUGGACAUCCAAUAUCUCAUAGUUAACUGUCCUAGUCCUUAUAACAUUAUACUCGGAAGACCUGCCCUGAAUAACUUCAGAGCGGUAGUAUCUACAUUACACUUGUGUGUUAAGUUUCAGGCACAAAACAACAAAGUAGCAACAAUACAUUCAGACCGACAACAAGCUCGACAAUGCUACAACGCUAGCUUAAAGAAAACCAAUAUACAACCAAAAGCUGACCUAGAAGCAAAAACAAGUCAUGGCAGAUCCGAGGUGUUGACGAACUCCAACAGAUUCCUCUGA